Molecule: messenger RNA, 3426 nt
Organism: Lutra lutra (Eurasian river otter)
Lineage: Eukaryota; Metazoa; Chordata; Mammalia; Carnivora; Mustelidae
Gene: EHHADH
Product: enoyl-CoA hydratase and 3-hydroxyacyl CoA dehydrogenase
Exons: 7
Coding region: 143-2314 (723 amino acids)
Biological process (GO): fatty acid beta-oxidation
Cellular component (GO): peroxisome
Molecular function (GO): NAD+ binding; (3S)-3-hydroxyacyl-CoA dehydrogenase (NAD+) activity
Source: RefSeq, a predicted model, not a curated record
GGAGGACUGGCUGCGGGAGGCGGCGCCCGGCUCACAUUGGCCCUGCGGCCGCCCCUCCUCGCGGGGCCGAACCCGCGGGGUGGGGGGAACGCGGCAUAGCCUAGUAGUGGGAGACGGAGGCGACUUUCGCGAGUGAGGAGACAUGGCGGAGUACAAGCGGUUGCGGAACUGCCUGGCGCUGAUCCGCCUCCGAAACCCGCCGGUCAACGCCAUCAGUACAACUGUACUCCGUGGAAUAAAAGUGGGACUGCAGAAAGCUCUAACAGACCAUACAGUAAAAGCCAUUGUGAUUUGUGGAGCAGAUGGCAAAUUCUCUGCAGGGGCUGAUAUCCACAGCUUUGGUACACCAAGAAUGUCUGACCUCGUCCUGGGACAUGUAGUAGAUGAAAUACAGAGAAAUGAGAAGCCCGUGGUGGCGGCUAUUCAAGGCCUGGCUUUAGGAGGGGGACUGGAGCUGGCCCUGGGCUGUCACUAUAGGAUUGCCCAUGCAGAGGCUCAAAUUGGCUUCCCAGAAGUUACAUUAGGAAUCCUUCCUGGUGCAAGAGGAACCCAGCUUCUCCCCAGACUCAUUGGAGUUCCUGCUGCACUUGACUUAAUUACCUCAGGAAGACAUGUUUCGGCAGAGGAAGCACUCAAGCUGGGUAUUCUAGACAAAAUGGUGAACUCAGACCCGGUUGAGGAAGCAAUCGAAUUAGUCCAGAAAAUUUCUGAUCAGCCUCUGGAAUCCCGUAGACUCUGCAACAAGCCAAUUCAGAGCUUCCCCAACAUGGACAGCAUUUUCAGUGAAGCCCUUCUGAAGAUGCGGAAGCAGCAUCCUGGGUGCCUCUCUCAGGAGACCUGUGUCCGUGCAAUCCAGGCUGCCGUCCAGUAUCCCUAUGAAGUGGGCAUCAAGAAGGAGGAGGAGCUGUUCAUGUACCUUCAGAAAUCAGGGCAGGCUAGAGCCCUGCAAUAUGUUUUCUUUGCGGAGAGGAAUGCCAGUAAGUGGUCAACCCCCUCGGGAGCAUCCUGGAAAACAGCAACGGCACAGCCCAUCUCCUCAGUUGGCGUCGUCGGCUUGGGAACAAUGGGCCGAGGCAUUGUCACUGCUCUUGCGAAGGCCAGGAUCCCUGUGAUUGCUGUGGAAUUGGACAAGAAGCAGCUAGAGACUGCUGAUCAGAUAAUAACCUCCCUCUUGGAAAAGGAAGCAUCCAAAAUGCAGCCCAGCAGCCACCAUUGGUUAGGACCAAAACCCAGGUUAACCACAUCCCUGAAGGAGCUAGGUGGUGUAGAUUUAAUCAUCGAAGCAGUAUUUGAGGAAAUUAACUUGAAGAAGCAGGUCUUUGCUGAACUGUCAGCUGUGUGCAAGCCAGAAGCUUUUCUGUGCACCAAUACUUCAGCCUUGAACAUUGACGAGAUUGCUUCUUCCACUGAUCGCCCUCACUUGGUCAUUGGCACUCACUUCUUCUCACCAGCUCACAUCAUGAAGUUGUUAGAGAUUAUUCCCAGCAAGUACUCUUCCCCUACUACCAUUGCCACAGUUAUGAAUUUAUCAAAAAAGAUUAAAAAAAUUGGAGUAGUUGUAGGUAACUGUUUUGGAUUUGUUGGCAAUCGAAUGUUGAAGCCUUAUUACAAUCAGACAUAUUUCUUAUUGGAAGAGGGCGGUAAGCCAGAGGAGAUAGAUCAGGUGCUGGAAGAGUUUGGUUUCAAAAUGGGACCUUUUAGAGUGUCAGAUCUUGCUGGACUGGAUGUGGGGUGGAAAUCUCGACAAGGGCAAGGUCUUACUGGACCUAUGUUGCCUUCAGGAACACCUGCCCGAAAGCGAGGCAGCGAGAGAUAUUGCCCAAUUCCUGAUAUGCUCUGUGAAUCAGGACGAUUUGGCCAGAAGAUAGGAAAGGGUUGGUAUCAAUAUGAUAAGCCACUGGGUAGGAUUCACAAACCUGACCCCUGGCUCUCUGAAUUCCUGUCACAGUACAGGCAAACCUAUCACAUCGAGCCACGUGUCAUUAGCCAGGAUGAGAUCCUCGAGCGCUGUUUGUAUUCACUCAUCAAUGAAGCAUUCCGUAUCUUGGGAGAAGGGAUGGCUGCCACUCCAGAGCACAUCGAUGUUGUCUAUUUACAUGGGUACGGAUGGCCAAGGCACAAGGGUGGGCCCAUGUUCUACGCCUCCACAGUGGGGUUGCCCACAGUGCUAGAGAAGUUGCAGAAAUAUUACAGGCAGAAUCCUGAUAUUCCACAACUAGAGCCUUGUGACUAUCUGAAAAAAUUGGCUUACCUGGGCAACCCUCCUCUGAAAGAAUGGCAGAGCUUAGCAGGACCCCCUAGCAGUAGACUAUGAUUCAGCCUUCCAGGUUAUGACUCAUGUGCUUGCAUCAGGAAAUGCUCAUGGAAUUUCAUUGAUAUUAAAUCAAAAUAUCCAAAGUAAGAUUGCUCUGAAAUACAAAGCAGCUGAACCUUCUCUUUGUGUCUUCUGUCUGAUUAUUCUAAUGGAUCAAAUCUUUAGGAAUGUGCUUCCUAUGCCUCUGAGUCCAUCUUUAUUGGAUAAAUCAUUUCGAUCCCAGUGAAUAAACUUGUGUCAAUACCAUAAUAGCUAAGGAGAGAAACUCAGUAUUAAGUUGAGGUUUCCAAGUGCUUAGAUUGUUGGAAAUGUCAACAAUGAAUCCCUGGGGUGCCUGGGUGGCUCAGUGGGUUAAAGCCUCUGCCUUCGGCUCAGCUCAUGAUCCCAGGGUCCUGGGAUCAAGCCCUGCUUCGGGCUCUCUGCUCAGCAGGGAGCCUGCUUCCUUCUUUCUCUCUGCCUGCUGCUCUGCCUACUUGUGAUCUCUGUCUGUCAAAUAAAAAAUAAAUAAAAUCUUAAAAAAAAAAAAGACAGAAUGAAUUCCUAAUAAACGCCACUAAGUCAUAAAUUCAUUUUGACCCCUUUCCACUUCACAUACACUGCACUGAUAGGAAAACUUACGGGCCCUUUAACAAACCUUCACUCUGCAGCUCCUGACCAUUUUGCACAGCACUUGGCAAACCCAGAAUCCAGAGGGGACAUGAAUUCAGCAGGGAAAGCUGUGGUGAAGUUUAGCCCCUAGUCUCAAAGAAGGAGUGGAGAUAGUUGGCAGGCUCGAGUCAGCAGGGAGGGUCUCUGUGAGUGAGUAGGGAACAUCACCCAUGGAGAGGCAGAGGGAGUAACCAGAAAGAGAGGCAAGGUGUCAAAGACCUAACAGUGCUAACGUUGUAGGCAGAACCUGGGUGGGAGUAGUGAGGGCGUUGAGUGCUUCAUACUAGAGUAGGGAACUCAGAGUAGCUUGGCAGCCUAUACUCGGUGUAUGACUUCUGUCCACGGUGCUGUUAUUUGUGCAAAAUCGUGCUUGCUGCUUUGCAAGGGGCUCAGCAAUGUUUGUUGUAACUUCCUGGGGACCUGGGGAUGUCCACAAUCUGUCAUUCUUUUCUAUGCAUGGAGAA